UGCACAAGCCCCAAGGAGUGCAGAACCAGAAACCAUUGCAACACAUUCAAUAUUACGAUUGUUUCGACAUUAAUAUCUGUCCUGAUCUCCUGAUCUCCUUAUCUCUAGGUUUGUGACUGGGUUGGCUUGAUUUCCAAACAUGGGCACAGCCAUAUAUUGUUCUAAUAACUCAGACAACCAAUCAGAUUAAGUAACUAAUUAAAAAGGGGGGUUAUUCAGUUGGUGAAUAACCAACUAAAUAUUACUAGACCACUAGAUACCACUAAACCCUACACACCUUACCUUUAAAGUCUGCAUAACCCUGUCAACAUUAAUAUGAAUCAUCUAAAUUCCUCAUGCAUUAUCCUGCUGUACCACUGAUAUAAACAUAUCAUCCUCUUUUAACAUCUUUUACAUCUUUUAACGUCUUUGACCUUAAGACCAAGACCUAAACACACAUCUGUGUAAUCAGGUCCCUGUAUUCAGGAAAUAGUGGAGGGCAGUUCAAUGCUUCACUCAGUAUCUUCCAGACACAUCAUCAUCAUCACUGUAGCUGUACACAGAGUGGCUUCAUGCAGUUGCUGUCUUACUGGUCCCCAUACCCCUCCUCAUCUUCCUGUGGAUAAGGUGAUAAGUCUCUGUCUGUCUGUCUGUCUGUCUGUCUGUCUGUCUGUCUGUCUGUCUGUCUGUCUGUCUGUCUGUCUGUCUGUCUGUCUGUCUGUCUGUCUGUCUGUCUGUCUGUCUGUCUGUCUGUCUGUCUGUCUGUCUGUCUGUCUCUCUGUGUGUCUGUCUGUGUGUGUGUGUCUCUCUCUCUCUCUCUCUCUCUCUCUCUCUCUCUCUCUCUCUCUCUCUCUCUCUCUCUCUCUCUCUCUCUCUCUCUCUCUCUCUCUCUCUCUCUCUCUCUCUCUCUCUCUCUCUCUCAUUGGCCAUACAUUUCUCCUGUUGCUUCUUCAUCACUCUGUUCUCUUCACCAGAAGAAAGAUGGCUUCCAGAAACCAUGUUCCCAGGGAGGAAGGCCAGAUACUGUGGUGGAGGUGGGAGACAGGAAGCCAUUUCUUACUUAGCCAUCCUUGACUAAGACACACAAAUGCCCCGAGCCCACGCCCCAAAACCACAAGUAAAACUUCUAGUUGUUGCUUUAGUUGUUCCUGUUAAUCUAGCCCUGCCACUCUGAGAACUUUCUGCCAAUAUGCAAAUAUAAUUGCCAAGAGAUUAGCUAUUAAAGGGAACCAGCAGGCACAGCUGUUAUAUUGUAAGGUAAAAGUGCUUCAUGCUUCUUGUGAAAGGGCUCCGCAAAUUAAUUCUGUUUCUGUUGAAAGUUCCCAUUAAAGUUAGACUAUUGAUGUCGAGAGUAAAAUCUAGGUUGAGAUCUUCAGCACGAUCAAGAGGACAAACUAAGGGUCUUCUACCAGGGUGCAGAAUGACCAGACGGAGUGAUGGAAGUAUUGAUGUGUAAUCCAAGCAAAUAAAUAACUAUUUGAGAACAAUACUCUCAGCCCGGGACAGUUUGAGGAAACCUAGAAGUGGUUAGAAAAAGGAACACAUUUGAAGAAUGAGUCUUGAAUCAAAUCAAGCUUGCAUGGUGGGACCACAAAUCCCAACCAAAGAUCUGUCCUCUCUUCCCAUCUGUUCUUUACUGUUUCUGUGUUUGAAAACACCUCAGCUCUGACCAUUCGCUCGGCUCAGACAACACAGAGGGAAGCAAAGGAAGAGCAGGAUGACCGUCACUAUCCACCCACAUCUCUGCUAAGAGAACCGAAAGUGCCUCAACGUCCUGUGGGAUCCCCCCGUCAGAUCAGAUCAGAUAGACCAGGUCCUGUACUCUCUGGUAAACUCUCCAAGACCCAACGCUGUCCCUGGGGACACUGACCAGACCUCGGAAUUGUAAAGUAUACUUUAUUUAGAUGAUGAGUGAUGUAGUCUGCAACAUAGUGCUAUGAAUGGAUCCUGGUCAAAUCAUGAAAUGCACAAGCCUAACCCAAGUUUGAAAAAUGUAGGACACGUGUUUAGCUCUAUGGGUUUUAUAUCUACAUGCUAUUGUAUGAUUCAUUGGCCAUUUUGGGUGACCGGGUUAUAGCAUUCUGGCCACCACCACCACCACUACCAAAAUCUGAUAGGAGUGAUUGGGAAUAGUGUGUGCAAGGCAGUGACAGCCUGAACUGCUACAUAUGCCUCCCCUAAAUGAAAAAAAGUUGACCGGCACUCAGUUGAAUCUACACCACCUGCUCAUUGCCUGAAUGUACGGCACAUGUGAGGGGAGGUCUUAAUGAGAGCUUAACCUACUCCACUUGUACAUUGGUUUGUAUGGUAGAGAGCUCCCUCUGUAGGCUACAUACAGCUAUUGCACGCAUUUCCACUGCUUGGCUGAUUUGGUUACCAGGUCACCUGCUGAUGUGAUACACCUGUAAAUUAUGUAGCAAAGUUAUAUUACUAUUAUAUUAGUGUGGAGGUGGGGCGGCGUCUGGCCUGCAGGGGGAGCAUGGAGCACCGGGUCUGCUGGGGUGAUUGGGUCAGAUUGCGGACAGGUGUCUGCAAUCUGACCCAAUCAGGAAGUGUGUAUUUAUGUGCCUGCUUGUCUUUCAGUCAGGGCUGGAGAUAGGGAGGUGGAAGACGCUCUCUGCGAGCCAGAGAGAGCAUCGUAAAACCAGGAGACGGACGGAUUUGAACAGUGAACGUUGUCCUUUUGUUCGUGUGUCUUUAAGAUUGUGUAACCAAAGUGGAAAUAAAGAGGAGUUCGCUCCAUUUCCACCAAGAACUGUGUCCUGACUCCGUGAACCUGUUACACUGGCGCCCAACGUUGGACGGAGUCAAGUAUGGAUCCAUCAUCAUUGGCCAGUGUCCUCGGACACCUGGCCCAAAGAGCGGAGCGACAGACCCAACUGCAGCAGGCCCAGAACGAGGUCCUGGUGGAGCUGGCCCGCUCCUUGGCCACCGACCGGGAGGCCAUGCGGGAGCUACUCGGCUCCGGAGAACGCGGCGUGGAAACCCGACUGCGGCAACAUAUAUACGUCCCCAAGAUGGGGGAGGCCGACGACCCAGAGGCCUUCCUGGAGACCUUCCGGGAGGUGGCCGAGGUCUCCGAGUGGCCGCCGCAGGAGUGGGCCCACCGUCUCCUGCCUCUGCUGACGGGAGAGGGCCAGCUCGCGGCCCACAGCCUACCAGCGGCGGCCCAGAAGGACUUUGACACCGUCACCAGGGCUAUCCGGGACCGGUUGGGCCUAAACCCGGAGAAACAUCGCCGCCGGUUCCGGGCCCUGGCCUUCAACGACGGUGACCGGCCCUUCACCUACGCCCAGCAGCUGCGGGACCAGGCGAGGAGGUGGCUGGACCCGGAACAACACACACCGGAGGACAUAUUGGAGCAGGUGGCCCUGGAGAGGUUCGUCGAGGGGCUUCCAACCAGAACAUCUACCUGGGUCCGGUACCACCAGCCCGGGAGCCUCUCGGCGGCCGUCAACAUCGCGGAGGGCCACCUGGCUCCCCCUCUGUCAGACCGACGACCGGUCCCGAGCCCGCGGACCGGUGCCGCAGCCCUGCAGCGGGACAGGCCCACCCCGGGACCGAGGGCGAGAUGGGGGGGGGGUCCCAGUCACGAGCAGGCACAUAGUGCAACUUCCUACCCCAUCCAGCAGACGGGCACUCAGACGGCAGGGGAGGCGUGCUGGCGGUGUGGACGGCCGGGCCACCUUCGGCGGGACUGUCCGUUGAUGGAGGUGGGCCAGGUCGUCCGCGUCACCGGUGCCCCGGUUCUUCCCCACGGUCCCGGCGAGGCGUACCGUAUCCCGGUGAAGAUACAAUGGGGUACGCACCAGGCGCUGUUGGAUUCGGGGUGUAUGCAGACCAUGAUCCAUCAGCACCUGGUGCGAUCCGAGGCAUUGAUGGAGGCAUCGAGUGUUGAUGUUCACACGUGUCCCUUGGUCCCUAUCGAAAUUCGUUAUGGGGGGAAAACGCAUAGAGUCAAGGCGGCGGUUAGUCCGAGCCUCACGCACCCCCUGAUUCUAGGGUUAGAUUGGGCUGGGUUUCCAGGGGCGGUUAGCGAGACUACGGGGGUGCGGCCACGACAGAUAGGGACAUGUAGGUCAUGCGCUGUGUUCUGCGCCGAUGCAAGGGCGUCCGACGCUGAUCAGGGAUCGGGGGAGGAGGCGGGAGGUUCUCAACCCGAGGUCCGAGCGCCGAGCUUCCCACCGGUGGACGAUUUCCCCCUCGAGCAGUCUCGUGACGCUACUUUACGCUCAGCCUUCGACCAAGUGAUUGCUAUUGAUGGUUCGAGGGUACAGCCAGACGCAGUGCUGACUUACCCACACUUUGUGGUCGUUAGGGAUAGGCUUUAUCGGGUGGGUCGUGACAGCGAGAGUGAGGAGAUUUUUACCCAGUUGCUGGUACCCAGGAGCCGCCGGGAAAUGAUUUUCCAGGCGGCGCAUUACAACCCAAUGGCGGGCCAUUUGGGGUACGAGAAAACACUAAACCGGAUAAUGGCUCGAUUCUAUUGGCCGGGGAUUCGGGCGGAAGUGCGUAGGUGGUGCGCCUCCUGCCCCGAGUGCCAGCUGGUGAAUCCCCCCGCCAUUCCCAGGGCUCCCUUGCGGCCCCUUCCUCUGGUGGAGGCCCCAUUCGACCGCGUGGGCAUGGACAUUAUCGGGCCAUUAGAACGUUCCUCACAAGGGUAUCGAUUUGUGUUGGUCCUGAUCGACUACGCAACCCGAUACCCGGAAGCAAUUCCAUUGCGCAACAUCUCUGCGAAGAGUGUUGCGCAGGCGUUGUUUCAUGUCAUAUCACGGGUGGGAAUCCCGAAAGAGAUUCUCACUGACCAGGGCACCAAUUUCAUGUCACGCACGAUGAAGGAACUUUACGGGUUGUUGAAGGUGAAGGCCAUCCGCACGAGCGUCUAUCACCCAGCCACUGACGGCUUGUGCGAGAGGUUUAACCGGACGUUAAAGUCCAUGAUCCGGAAGUUUGUACUGGAGGAUGCUCGAAAUUGGCAUCAAUGGCUAGACCCUCUGUUGUUUGCGGUGCGGGAAGUUCCUCAGGCUUCCACAGGGUUUUCCCCAUUCGAGUUGCUCUAUGGGCGCAGGCCCAGGGGUGUCCUGGACCUCAUUAAAGAAACCUGGGAGGAGGGGUCCAGCGACAGUAAAAACGAAAUCCAGUACGUCAUGGACUUGCGUGCAAAGCUCCACUCACUCGGGGUAAUGUCACGUGAGCAUUUGCACCAGGCCCAGGAGAAUCAGAAACGCCUGUACGACAGAGGGACUAGAUUACGCGAUCUUACACCGGGGGAUAAGGUCCUCGUUCUGCUGCCCACCUCUAGCACCAAAUUACUCGCGAAGUGGCAAGGUCCCUUUGUGGUCACACGGCGAGUCGGGGACGUGGAUUACGAGGUAGUGCGGCCAGACCGGGGCGACUCCCGACAGAUCUACCACAUCAAUCUGCUCAAAAGGUGGAUUGAUGUGGUCCCGGUCGCGUUCGCUACGACACUACCGGAGGGAGAGGAGUUCGGACCGGAAGUCCCUACUCCGGGGCCUGUCCCUCCGGUCGGCCGAGGAGAGGAUCUGUCGGGGAGUCAGGCGGCGGACGUGGGCAGUCUGCAGCUCCAGUUCGCCGACGUCUUUUCGCCCCUGCCUGGUCGCACCCCGUUAAUAACUCACAACAUCGAGACGCAACCCGGGUUAACGGUGCGGACACGUCCCUACAGGCUGCCCGUCCACAAGCAAGACGUGGUACGGCGCGAAUUGGCAGCAAUGUUAGAGUUGGGCGUCGUCGAGGAGUCCCACAGUGACUGGUGCAGUCCCGUCGUGCUGGUGGGGAAGCCGGACGGGUCUGUCCGGUUCUGUGUCGACUACCGUAGGGUGAAUGCGGUGUCAAAGUUCGAUGCCUACCCAAUGCCUCGGAUCGACGAGCUAGUGGACCGGCUUGGCAUGGCCAAAUAUUAUACGACCCUGGACUGCACGAAGGGCUACUGGCAGAUUCCGUUGUCUCCAGCAGCCCGAGAAAAAACUGCGUUCUCCACUCCGCUCGGUCUUUACCAGUUCAAGGUGCUUCCGUUCGGGUUGUUCGGGGCCCCGGCCACGUUUCAGCGACUGAUGGACCGUGUGUUACGGCCUCAUGCUGCAUAUGCUGCCGCCUACAUAGAUGACAUUGUCAUCUAUGGUGACGAGUGGGGGCAGCAUGUGCAGCAGUAUCUGGGGUUCCACCUGGGGCGGGGGAAGGUCCGGCCGCAGGUCGGUAAGACCGCGGCGGUCGCCGCCGCCCCUCGACCCAGGACCAAGAAGGAGGCAGACGCGUCGGAUAGGGGGUUGGGCGCGGUCCUGACCCAGCAGGUUGAGGGGACCGACCGUCCGGUGCUGUACCUGAGCCGCAAGCUGUCUGACCGCGAGGGUCGGUACAGCACGUGGCUCCACCGGAUGAAGGAUGCCAACGCGAGGAUCACCCGGUGGUACCUCGCGCUGCAGCCGUUCAAUUUCCGGGUGGCCCACAGGCCGGGGGCGCAGAUGGUCGUGGCAGACUUCCUCUCCCGUCCCGGGGGGGGGGGGGGGAGUAGGUUUACGGCCGGAUGGGUCCCCGGCCUGUGUCGGGCGGUGGGGAUUGUGUAA
This is a messenger RNA of Gadus macrocephalus (Pacific cod), 6563 nucleotides long. RefSeq lists its product as uncharacterized. Gene Ontology annotation, biological process: DNA integration. The transcript has 6 exons. Bases 2793 to 6563 code for a protein of 1256 amino acids. The record is from RefSeq and is a predicted model, not a curated record. Lineage: Eukaryota; Metazoa; Chordata; Actinopteri; Gadiformes; Gadidae. Gene Ontology annotation, molecular function: nucleic acid binding; zinc ion binding.